Dictyostelium discoideum AX4 is the source of this 1614-nucleotide messenger RNA. RefSeq names its product spore coat protein SP70 (gene cotB). Lineage: Eukaryota; Evosea; Eumycetozoa; Dictyosteliales; Dictyosteliaceae. Gene Ontology annotation, cellular component: spore wall. The transcript is spliced from 2 exons. The record is from RefSeq and is a predicted model, not a curated record. Bases 1 to 1614 code for a protein of 537 amino acids. Gene Ontology annotation, biological process: sporulation resulting in formation of a cellular spore.
AUGAGAAUAUUAAAAUUGGCAGCACUUAGUUGCUUAUUAUUUAUAGCACCAUCACUUUCAAUUAAUUGCGAUGGUUUAUCAAAAGAUCAAUGUGAACAAAACUUUCCUCAAUGUCAAAUUUUAACUGCAAAGAGUUGUUGUGGUGAAAGUAAAUCAUAUUGUGCUGAAAGAGAUAGUAACGAUUGUCUUGCUAGUAAAAUUUCAUGUAAAAAGGAUCCUCAAGGUAAUAUUUAUGAAUUUUGGAGUAGUUGUACACCAAGUAGUGGUUUCACAGAUUUUAUUCCAUCCAAUGCAACAUGUUCAUCAUUAAAUUGUAAUGCUCAACAAAUGAGUUGCAAAUAUGUUCAACAAGCAUGUCAUGAAACAUCAUGUUGUCCUGAUAUUCCUCAAUGUCAAAUUCCUGCAACUGGCGGUGGCCCAGCUACUGGAAGUGCAACUGGUCAAGGCACAUCAGGUGGUACACCAGGUUCUUGUGAUAAAGUUAAUUGUCCAAAUGGUUACAUUUGUACAAUAGUAAAUCAAUUAGCAGUAUGUGUUUCUCCAUCAUCCUCUUCGUCAAGUUCUUCAUCAACCACUGGCUCACAUACUACCACUGGUGGUUCAACCACUGGCUCACAUACUACUACUGGUGGUUCAACCACUGGCUCACAUACUACUACUGGUGGUUCAACCACUGGCUCACAUACUACUACUGGUGGUUCAACCACUGGCUCACAUACUACUACUGGUGGUUCAACUACUGGUCCAACAUGUGGUAAUGUUAACUGCCCAAGAGGUUACCAUUGUGAAGUUAGAGGUUCCCAAGCUGUUUGUGUUGCCGAUGAAUUUGACUCAUGUGCCAAUGUUGAUUGUGGUUCAGGUUACCAUUGUAAGAAUGGUGAAUGUAUUCGUGAUAAAGUAGAAUGCGAUGCAUGUGAUCAAAUUAACUGCCCAAAGGGUCAUCAUUGUAUAUCUCAACCAAAAGGUGGCUGGAUUGGUUCCCAUAAGAAACGUCACUGGCAAUUACACCCAGAACAUUGUGGCGGACGUCCAAAUAAGAUUAAAGUCAUCUGUGUUCCAUCACCAAAAGGUACUUGCAAGACUGUUCAAUGUCCAAAAGGUUACAAAUGCAAACUCUAUGCUGAUGGUCCAACAUGUGUAAAGAUUGAAAAACCAAAAUGUCUCACUUGUAAAGAUAUGCAUUGUGAGUCAAAUGGAUUACUCUGUGUCUUGACUCCACAAAAGAAGACUGAUGAAGAAUGUUGUCCAAUUAUUCCAAUCUGUAUCAAUCCAUCAACUAUUGCCGCAUCCACUAUUGCCACUACAACUGCAUCAACUCGUCACUCAACUGCCUCAACAAUUGCCUCAUUAGUCACUGGUACCACAAGUGGUGGUGGUGGUAUGGGUUCAUUUGGUGGUCGAUCCGAUGAAGAAUCAAGUGAUCCAAAUGCUAUACUUGGUCUCUUUGAAGACGAUAUUUUCUGGGGUGAUAAUGAUGAAUACUUUAGUGAUAACUACCGUUAUGUUGAUGAAGAAGAUAUUGAUGAAGAUUUCAAUGGUAAUGAUGAAUUUGAAAUUGAUGUUGAAGGUGAUUUCCAAGAAGAUGAUUUCGAAGAAGAAUAUGCAUUUUAUUAA